Molecule: messenger RNA, 546 nt
Organism: Aspergillus puulaauensis
Lineage: Eukaryota; Fungi; Ascomycota; Eurotiomycetes; Eurotiales; Aspergillaceae
Product: GFA family protein
Exons: 2
Coding region: 1-546 (181 amino acids)
Molecular function (GO): carbon-sulfur lyase activity
Source: RefSeq, a predicted model, not a curated record
AUGACUACAUCUCACGCCUCAAAACCCUACAUUCCAGUCGCCGGGUUAGCCGAAGAUGGCUGGUCUGAAGAAGGAAAAGCAACAGCAACCUGCUACUGCGGUACUGUCCAGCUAUCAUUUCCAACUGAGGCCCCAGGCCUAGUCGACACAUUCCUCUGCCACUGCACUGACUGCCGUAAAAUCACGGCCUCAAUGUUCGCAUCUAACUUCAUCAUCGCGGACUCUCAUCUCACGCAUGUCCGAGGCCGUGAGAAACUAAGAACAUUCAGCCAGGCAAAGACUAUAGUAUCCGGACAGGCUAUGACGAAUUAUUUCUGCUCGGUGUGCGGGUCUCUGAUGUACCGCGUUGGCGAGGCGUAUCCGGGAACUAGCAUUCUGCGCAUUGGUACGGUGGAUGACUUUAGUCUGCAUAAGUCGAAGUUGAAGCCGAGAGUCGAGCAGUUUACCAAGGAUCGUGUUUGUUGGCUGCGGGAUGCAGAUGGUGUCAAGCAGGUUCAGGGCUCGGCUUAUACGCCACGAAACAGGGGGUCUGGAGAGGUUCUAUGA